AUGGCUCCCGUCGCGACCUCCACCACCUCUGCCGCCGGCGGCAAGGCCAAGUACUCCACCCAGCAGAUCGUUGACCUGGAGAGCGAGUACUCUGCCCACAACUACCACCCCCUCCCUGUCUGCAUCGAGCGCGGUGAGGGUGCCCACGUCUGGGACCCCGAGGGCAACGAGUACCUCGACUUCUUGGCUGCUUACUCUGCCGUCAACCAGGGUCACUGCCACCCCGAGAUCUUGAAGACUCUUGUCACCCAGGCCAGCAAGCUCACUCUUUCGUCGCGCGCGUUCUUCUCGACCGGCCUUGGCCCCUUUGCCAAGAAGGUCACCGAGAUGUUCGGCUUUGACAUGAUGCUUCCCAUGAACACUGGUGCCGAGGCCGUCGAGACUGCCAUCAAGCUCGCCCGCAAGUGGGGCUACCAGGUCAAGAAGAUCCCCGAGGGCAAGGCCCGCGUUCUCUCGGUCGAGGGCAACUUCCACGGCCGCACCAUUGGCAUCAUCUCCAUGUCUACCGACGAGGAGGCUCGCAAGGAGUUUGGCCCUUACCUCGACAACGUGGGCCCCCGCGUCGACAACGAGAUGAUCCGCUACGACCACCCCGAGGACCUCGAGCGCGCUCUUGAGAAGUACGGCGACGAGGUUGCUGCGUUCCUCGUGGAGCCCAUCCAGGGCGAGGCUGGUAUCUACGUCCCCGGUGACGGCUACCUCCGCAAGGUUCAGGAGAUCUGCAAGAAGUACAACGUCCUCCUCAUCUGUGACGAGAUCCAGACUGGUCUCUGCCGUACGGGCAAGAUGCUCUGCUACGAGUGGGACAACAUCAAGCCCGACAUGGUCAUCCUCGGCAAGGCCCUCUCUGGCGGCAUGUACCCCGUCUCGUGCGUUCUCGCCAGCAAGGAGAUCAUGCUUUGCAUCAAGCCCGGAGAGCACGGAUCGACCUACGGCGGUAACCCUCUUGGCUGCGCCGUGGCCAUGACCGCGCUCGACGUUCUCGUCAACGAAAACCUCGCCGAGCGCUCUCAAAAGCUCGGUGAGGUCUUCCGCCAGGGCCUGAGGGACCUCAACUCGCCAUUCAUCACCACCAUCCGUGGCCGCGGUCUCUUCAACGGUGUCAUCAUUGACCACACCAAGUCGACCAAGGGUCGCGAGGCUUGGCACCUGUGUCUCAUCAUGAAGUCCAAGGGUCUCCUUGCCAAGCCCACGCACAAGCACAUUGUGCGCUUUGCUCCCCCGCUCGUCAUCUCCGAGGAGGACAUUCUCAAGGCCGUCAAGAUCAUUGGCGAGUCGCUGGCCGAGUUUGACACUCUCGAGACCAUCCCCGGCGACGAGGCCCACUAG
Molecule: messenger RNA, 1329 nt
Organism: Apiotrichum porosum
Lineage: Eukaryota; Fungi; Basidiomycota; Tremellomycetes; Trichosporonales; Trichosporonaceae
Gene: CAR2
Product: ornithine aminotransferase
Exons: 6
Coding region: 1-1329 (442 amino acids)
Cellular component (GO): cytoplasm
Molecular function (GO): identical protein binding; pyridoxal phosphate binding; L-ornithine transaminase activity
Source: RefSeq, a predicted model, not a curated record